Sabethes cyaneus is the source of this 873-nucleotide messenger RNA. RefSeq lists its product as uncharacterized. The record is from RefSeq and is a predicted model, not a curated record. Lineage: Eukaryota; Metazoa; Arthropoda; Insecta; Diptera; Culicidae. The transcript is spliced from 3 exons. The coding region runs from base 256 to 648 and encodes 130 amino acids.
UGAGACUGCUGGGGUUCGGUAGCGACCAUAGCGACGAACCUCGUUCGACCUCUCCCUCUUUUUCUCCAUCUCUCGUUUUGUCUGUAGGUCUCCAUCGCCUUUGAUUCACUAAUCCAAGCCAGCGGCAAAAUAGUUUCACCUGUGAUCUCUUCGCGCUUGUUUGGAUAGUUUGAUUUCUCAGUGGCGCUUGGCUGUCGAUAACAGUAAUAAUUUGCAGCUUAUUAAAUGAAAGUCAAUUGAUCGAGCUGGAGUGAAAUGCUAUUCUACGGUGCAAGAUUAGUUGCAUUCCUGCUGCCGCUGGUCAUCCUUUUGGGAUUAAGUGAAGCUGGUUCCAUGUACUACAAGAAGGUUGCCAGUCAAAAAUAUGAACCUGAUUGGGUGGCAGUGUCAUCAACCGUCAUUCCCCUUGCCGAAUAUCGUGUAAGCGUGGGCGCCGGCGAUGGACUUAAUGGCAAAGCUUCAGCAGCAUUGGUGCCGGACGAAUACAGACGUGCCUAUCUGCGACACAAAAAGUUGACAGCGGGUAAUAAGCUAAAACUACAAACUGGCAGGCAUGCGGCAGAGGCAGCGGCACAGGUUCGAGAAGAUCCCGAUACACUCAUAACUGCACAUAAGAAAUUCUACGAGAAGAAGCAGAGCGGAUAUUGAACACUUUUGAAUGAACAACUGACACAAUAUUAAAACACAAUAAAAUUAACGGUGUCACUAAUUAAAAGAUGUGUACUAACCAGUGUUGGGCACCGCUAAUUCGCUAACCGGCCAAUCGCGAAACGCUAAUUACACUUUAUAAUUUAUACUUAGACUAACCGAAUUAUUGCUGAUCCAUAAUUCCAAAUGUAGUACCGCGGUUUAUUUUAAAAUUAAUAAACUGUA